AUGGACCGCGACGAGAUGACGCCGCCGCCUAGCGGCUACCGGUCGCCGACCACCGGCCGCGCGCUGCCCGACUACAGCUACUACGCCGGCCGGGCGGAGCUCAUCAGCUGGGUGAACAACCUGCUGGAUCUGUCCCUGUCGCGCCUGGAAGAGUUCGCCUCCGGGGCGGUCUACUGCCAGAUGCUGGACGCCUACUUCUCGGACACGGUGCCGAUGCACAAGGUCAACUUCUUUGCGCACGAGGAGUACGAGUACAUGGCGAACUACAAGCAGCUGCAGGCGGGGCUAACCGUGCUGGGCAUGACGCGGGAACUGGACCUGCACAAGCUGAUGCGAGGCGCCCCCACGGACAGUCUGGAGUUCUUGCAGUGGCUGUACAAGUACCUCAGGAAGAAGAGGCUUGAUGACACUUACGACCCUCGGGCCAGGAGAGCCAGCACGAUUAGGGGUGGAACGGAUAAGCUGCCCCCACCAUUCUGGGACAACCAACGCUUUGAUGUCUAUGGGCGAGACAGUUUGAAAACCCACUAUGAGCAUGUCGAUGGAGAGUAUCCAGAUCCUGCGCCGAUGAGAAAAUCGCGAGCCAGUCCAGGCCACCACCGCAGGAAAGAGCGUGGCGUCCACCGCAUGACGUCUGGCGACCAGUCCUCUGCUGCUCCCACCGAGACAACGGAGUCCAGGCUGGAGGAGGUGCAGGAGGUCGAUGAGUUUGAAGAGUCUGAGGUGGGAGACAAGGCAGAGAGCCAGGAGCCCCCCAUGGAUGAGGCUACCUCUGAGAAGCGGGCACCCUCUCCAGUGGGCUACUCUGUUGACAUCCGGGCAGUGAGCAGCGAGACGAGAGUGGAAGAUCGGCCUGCACCUGUGUCCCGCAGCUAUCAAGUUCCUUCGGAGGUGUCGGCAGGCGCCGUGGAGGCCAUAACGGACGCCCUUAGCACCCUGCAGAAGUCAAUGCCCAAGUUCAAGGGCCUGCUGGGUGAUAUGGGUGCAGAGAACGACAGUUACGCAUACCGGGGCAAGGUGCGCAGCAUGCGUGACGUCUUCAGCACCCUGAUGCGCCACUGCGCCCAGCUGUUGGACGACCUUGAGGGCCUGCACAAGAUCCAGCCCAUCGAGGCUGAGGACCUGUCCCGGCUGUCUGCCGCGGCAAAUGAGAUGGCCAGGAUGGAGGACCGGUUUCGGGAUGUGGUGGGGGAGUUGAGGCAGGCAGAGGAGACCCAUCCCGUGCCGCAGAAGAGCACGAUCUCGAUAACAGAGGAGCAGAAGGGGUUGAGCGAUACCAAGGCACUGGAUGGGACGCUGAGGCGGGUGGGUGCAGCGCAGGCUGCACUGGCACAGGCGCUGCUGAAGGGUUCAGUGGAGGGGUCCAGGGCGAUCCUUGAUGCCGUCAAACAGGACCCCACAAAGAAUGGGAAGGAUCGCAGUGAGGAUGACCCACCAAAGAAGGAGUCGCUUUCAAGGACAAUCCGAAUUGGUGACUUCCAGAUGCGGAGAUUAAAGAAUGGAGACAUCUACAAGGGCCGCUACAUCCGCUCAAAGAAGAAUGGAGAGGGUGUGUACCAGUUCAUGAACGGUGACGUGUAUGAGGGCGACUUCAAGGACGACCGGAUGGGCGGCAACGGCCUGUACACCUUCUCCCACGAGGGGCGCUACGAGGGCCAGUGGGAGAACGCGGUGUACGAGGGUGUGGGCACAGAGACCUUCGCCCGGGGCUCCACCUACCAUGGGGAGUACAGCGGGGGCAUGCGCAGCGGCUGGGGCGUGUGCCGCUACUACAACGGGGACUAUUACGAGGGCGUGUGGAAGCAGGGGCUGAGGGAUGGGCGGGGGAUGCAGCAGUGCACGGACGACAGCAACUACGUGGGGGACUACCUGGCAGGGAAGCGGCACGGAUUUGGUGUGUACAGCUUCCCCAAUGGGGACAGGUACCUUGGGGAGUACGAGAAGGACAUCCCGCACGGGUACGGUGUGUACAUGUUUGCGAGCGGGCAGAAGUACGAGGGCCAGUGGCAUGCCGGGAAGAAGCAUGGCUGGUGCAUCUACACCAUCGAGACCGGCGAGCAAUGGGCAGGUGAGUGGGUAGAGGGGAAGCCCAAGUGGGUGCAAGGUCUGGUCGAUGGUGAGGAGAUGGACAAGAGGUGGACAGACGAGAUCUGUGAGAAAGUGAAGAUGGCCUGGAAAUCAUGCAAGAGCGCUCAAGGGGCAGCAAAAGAGGGCGGCGAUCGUGCCGAUGAGCAUUGGGCGACUGAUGGCGCCACCCAGAAGGCGAUCCGUGAUGUCAUCAAGAGAGCGAACGAAGCGGCGGCAGCUGCUCAGGACGCCCGAAAGAAGGCGAUUGAGGUUGCGGCCAAGCUCGACACACUGGCGGCAAACCAGGAGAACAGCGUCACCACAUUGUGA
Ostreobium quekettii is the source of this 2397-nucleotide messenger RNA. The record is from the annotation of a GenBank genome assembly. Lineage: Eukaryota; Viridiplantae; Chlorophyta; Ulvophyceae; Bryopsidales; Ostreobiaceae.